GAUCGUACUAUACACCGUUUGACUCCGAUUGGUCAGACCGUCACCCAAAAAGAAGAACCAACUUGUACCAACUUGCACCAAAAAUAUGGUACAAGGCGAUGAAAGGAAGGCCUGUGCCCAGCAUCAUUGGCACAACUGAAGCCCUUUUUACUCAACAUAAACAGACAAUGAAAUUCAGAACUGAUGGAUAUUGAUGCACUCACAGAGUGACUUCCUUCAGAUAGAGCAAGGCAUAGACAGCAGGACAGAGAUACAUGUCUCUAUGGCAUUCUCAGGCUGUUCACAAUCAGGUAGCAGUACAGGGCCUGGACCAUGUCAACCUCUAUUUGCUUAACAUGCUUUAUUUGCAGGGAGAUUAAUGCAAAACAACUUGCCAAACAAGAGACUGAUUAAUAUCUGGGGUGACAUGAUUGAUGGCAGUGAUGUGAAAUAGAAUGUUAACUAAUAUAUAAUCCCAUUGACCAGGCUGUCCGUGUUUACACUGCCAUUGCUGGGAAGUUAUUGAUUAAUCAACAUUAAGAGUGCAGUCUAUGUCCCAUCGAGUGGAGCACUACCCACUGGAGAGGUUAGAAAUGGGGCUGGUCAGGAUUGCUGCCUUGAAUCUCUUCAUCUUUCUUGUGAGUGGUGAAAAUGAAAAUGAUGGCAUCACAUGUAAUCCCAACAUUACAAUCAGAGAUGGGACGAUCACACUGUCCAAAGGUGGGGAAGUUGGGAGCAUCUUAAGGCACAUUUGUCCCUUCGGGCUUUAUCCUUAUCCAGUAAUAAGCCGAAUCUGCAGAAGAAAUGGGCGAUGGAGUUUAAUGAGAAAUGACCAUGGACAGAUCAUUUCGAAGGCAGAAUGCAGAGCAUUCAAGUGCCCGAUGCCUUCAAUUGAACAAGGAACAUUCUUUCCGAGCAGCAUGUUAUAUGCCGUGGGUGACACUGUCAGCUUUGAGUGCGACGAUGGAUACAGCCUGUGGGGCUUGAAGAGUAGAACCUGCAUGAUCAAUGGAAGAUGGAAUGGGACCACAGCCGUGUGCCAGGAUGGAUUGGAUUCCUGUCCUAAUCCUGGCAUUCCGGCAGGAAGCAUGAAAUCCGGCACUAACUACGGCUUCGACGACAAGGUCAAAUACCUGUGCCUCAACGAUCUUGUUCUGAUUGGCUCAAAUGAGAGGAUCUGCCUGGAGACUGGCGAAUGGAGUGGAUCGGAGCCUGUGUGUCAACACAAAUAUUCCUUUGACCUGCCAGAGGAGGUGGCUUCUUAUUUCUCUGCCUCAUUUUCACGCGUUCUGAGUGAGUCAAAGAUUAACUCUCAGGUUAAGGAGAAAGACGAGAGCCACGGCAGGAAGCUCAUACUGGGGCAAAAUCACAAACUUCAUAUUUACAUUCUCCUUGAUGUUUCUGGAAGCAUUCAGAAAGUGGAUUUUAAGAAAGCCAUUAAUGCCAUGACCACCUUUGUCACCAUGAUCAAACAAUUUGAAGUUGGGGUCAAUUACGGCCUGGUGAUGUUCGGCUCUCGGUCAUGUGUAGAGGUCAAUAUUGCUCAUGAUGACGUGAGUGACUCAGAUUCUGUGCUCCAAAUACUGCCUACUCUUAAGUACGAAGACAUCACAAGGUACAGCGAUGCAGGAACGAACAUGACCGGAGCUUUGAAAACGAUUUUCGAAAUGAUGGUUCUGAAGAAGGCAUCAAUGAAGGACAAACAGGCAGAAUGGAGGGAGGUCCGACACGCCAUCAUGAUCUUCACUGAUGGGAGGAAUAACAUGGGAGGAAAUCCCAAACCAAUGAUGGAUCGCAUUCGGAACUUCCUGGACAUUGAGAAAGUUGGAGAAGAGUUUCUUGAUGUCUACGGGUUUGGCCUUGGCAAUGAUGUUGACAAAGAGGAGAUCAACUCAGUUGCAUCUAAGAAGAAUAACGAGAGGCAUGUGUUCUCCAUUCAGACGGAGGACCUAACAACUGUCUUCAACUCGAUGCUAGAUCUCACUUCCGUUGGAAACCUGUGUGGUUUUGCCAAUAAAAGUUUAACUGUAAGCGAUCAGAGUUCCUUUCCGUGGUAUGCAGAAGUUCGCAGUAAUGACAAUCCGGACUUUCGAUGUUCUGGAUCCAUUGUGGGGGAUGAGUGGAUCCUAACAGCAGCCCAUUGCUUCGAAUAUCUGACCGAGGGAAACAUUAACAGCAGACUCAUUUUCGUUGGGGCUUCUGGUAAGAAGGUACAACUGAAAAUAGACAGAGUGAUAAAACACCCAAACUACAACCUGACUGGGAAGGUGGAAAUGGGCAUCCGGGAGUUUUACGAUUACGAUAUUGCCUUGGUUAAGAUAAAGUCAAAACUGAGCUUCACAACAAAUAUCAGACCGAUUUGCCUGCCAUGCACAGUGGGCACCAGCGUUGCUUUGAAGAUAUCUCAGACCAAACCAACCUGCACUGAUCAUGAGAAAGAACUGCUACCAACUUUGGGAACUGUUGAAGCCAAGUUUAUUCAGAAAAUUCGGAACCAUGCACUGAAAAACGUGAAGAUAAAAAUUGGUGCAUCGGAAAGAGCUUUGUGCGAGCAGGAUGCUACCAAUGCUGCCAUAUAUGUCAAUGUGAGCAAUGUCAAAGAUGUAGUCACUGACCGCUUUCUAUGCACGGGAGGAAGUAGAAAGAAUCCCGAGGCCAUCAGCUGUAAAGGAGAUUCAGGAGGACCCUUGUACAUUCAGAAACUAUACCGAUAUAUUCAGGUGGGAGUCGUAAGCUGGGGAGUCGUGAACAUGUGUGAAUAUUCCAAUCUGCCACACCAUGCCAGAGAUUUUCACAUCAAUUUGUUCAAGGUGCUGGACUGGUUGAAGCAGCACUUGGGCAACAGCACCAGAUUUCUGGACUAGUAGGUGUCACACUUCCCUUCCAGGUAGCCGAACAGAAUCCAGUUCCAUUUCUUCGAGCCUGCUGACUGAAAUCACUGCUGCACUUUUGAAUAAGUCUCGCCUACCUUGUGGCACAGUGAUUUUCUGAGCUGCUGGUUCCAAAUCAAUAUAUAUACACUCAUAUUUUACACUAUAAAUACACACACGUUAACCUACAUAAUGGGAGCAAUUCCCAGCAUGACAAUUUUCCCGUACUGGCUGGGAUCCCAUCAUGGUCCAGGAAUCUCCCGUUUCUGCAAAUUCCUAAAGAAUUACCACUCUGUGGCUUUACAGAGUCACAGCCUGAGGUGUCCCAACUCUGUUAUAGUAAGUGCAUGCAUUUCAGUGCAGACUACAAUUGGCCCAGAACAAGUGUUUAAAAUGUGCUGCAUGUGCUCAAUCGGAGUUUGUGUGUCAUUGUCAGCGUCAGCUAGCAGCACUAAAACAAGCAACUAGCUUGAUACAAACUGACAGUGAAGUUCAAAUCACCCAUUCUUACAGCUGUGCAGUCUGUAACAAAUUGCAAAUUCUUGUAUCCAUGCUAGCCAUGAUUUCUCAACUAUUCCUUCUGUAAAGCACGUUUCUGAUAUUUUAGUCAAUGAUAAAGACAAUCAGAAUAUUUCAGCAAGAUGAGAUUCUCAACUUCCAAUGUGGCUCAUUGAUUGUGAUAUUUAGUUGAUGAGCAUUGUCCUAUCAAAAAGAUCAAUAAA
This is a messenger RNA of Rhincodon typus (whale shark), 3571 nucleotides long. RefSeq names its product complement factor B-like. Gene Ontology annotation, molecular function: serine-type endopeptidase activity. NCBI's taxonomy places the organism in Eukaryota, Metazoa, Chordata, Chondrichthyes, Orectolobiformes, Rhincodontidae. Bases 531 to 2843 code for a protein of 770 amino acids. Gene Ontology annotation, cellular component: extracellular region. Gene Ontology annotation, biological process: complement activation; proteolysis. The record is from RefSeq and is a predicted model, not a curated record. The transcript is spliced from 18 exons.